AUGGAGAUCACUAAGAAAUGGGACCUUCCGCUUCGGAACCACAGGAGGCAGAGCCUGGAGCGUCGCCUUGAAGUUUCCCUUACACCAAACGGCACAGGCGACAACAGCAGCGACGCAGCGUUGCUAUUGUCGUCCCGCCUUUCAGAAACUGAUACUUGUGAUAUGCGAGGUGGGAGAGCGGAGGGGGGUCGCGACUACUCUACUCAGCCAACCGUCUUCUCCGGAGGUCACCCGGGGAGUGUUUGGGGAUGCAACGCCAUGCGAGCGUCUACGCUAACUUGCAUUGCUCUAGAUCCUGCUGUGUUUCCACAGCCUUCGCUAGCGUCUCCUUGUUCGCACUUCCUGCGAUGUUUUCGACUACACUACCCCGCAGUCCGUGAAAAUCUCCUAGCUGCUCUUCGGUGCCCCGCAAACGAGUUCACGCGGAACCCACACAGACACGAAGACCAGGAGGGCAAGCGACUGAAGGCGCGAAAGAAGCGAGUAGGCAGUAAGCGGCGCGUGGGCAGCCGGCACUUUAAGCGGAGUACGCUCCGCUGCGACGAACGAGAGGAGGCGCCUCGAGCAUCCAACAGAACUCAGGCGAUCUGCCACGCCCCACUUUCUCCUGAGGCUGUUUCCGGCAAGGAAGCCAGAUGUGCCUUCUCUUGCUUGGUGCACCAUCGGACUGGAGAGGAACAUAAAUCACCAAUCGAGGACGCUGCAGCAGGCCGUGCAUGCUUGUAUCGUUCUGGUGAUGCGUUUAUCCUCCGCGACACACAAAAACAGGUUUCGCCGUCAACACUCAGGCCGCUGCAAGAUGACCAGCACCCCACUGCACUCUGUGGUGCAUUUCAGGCCCUUGACCGCCUAGCGAGCGAACUAAUCACACACCUGAGGAGACAGGCGACCCGUACUGCUCAGAGCCUCGUAGGUACAGAAGGAAAUAUGGACAGGUUCCCGAUAGCUUCUAGGCAUUAUCAGAGACUGAGUAGCUCUCCGCUUGCUUCCACAGAGUCCCCGCCUCCUUGCGGCUUGCCUGCAUGCCAACGGAGGCGCAGUGCAAGGAUGACUCCACAGUGGGUUAGCAGAAUCCAUCCAGAAGGUGAGCUGCCUGCCGAAAUCGGCUUAGGGGGGAGACGCGGCAACCAGGCUGGACUCUUCUUGAGCAAGACCGAGGGGGAACGACCGGAAUUAAUUUCAGCGAGUGGGGCUCUACACCGUAGAGCCAUGGUGCACGACACUUCAGAAUCCACUCGUUCUUUCUCGAACAGGUCGGGCCACAGACUUCGGAGACCACGCCGUCUCCCACGUAUUCCCUUUCCCCCGGCAGGGGCAGCCACAAGGCUGGCGCCUCGUACGCCGCUGGGUACGCGCCCCCAAAACAAAUUCAUGUCGCUCAUUAAGAAGCUCUUUUUGCAAACACAAACGCAGGAACAUGCCUGGACGGACACCACAUUGCAGGACGGUAUGUCAGCAGUGGCUUUGGUGAAUUCGUCAGCACUGACUCGUGUGAAGGAAGUUAAGAAAGAGGCCAGCGAGGGUCCCGAACCUUCCAACAGCAGUGGCUGCGUGAUCGACCUGCCAGAGCCUCCGCCCACGUCUCUUCCCUCCUGUCUCGACUUGUUGUCGGCGACUUGCGAGGCACCGCAUACACCAUCGCUGGCGUUUCUGCCGUCACCCACGGGGCUCGCCCAGCACGCAGUUGGUUUGCCUUCGCCUUCCCACGAUGCGCGCCGCCUGGGUCCGCUUCCAACAGCUCCAGCUUCCGACGCAUGCCCUUCGCCGCCCGCACGUUCACACGGUCGCAAGACACACCACCCUGCCCCGAACAAUACAAGUUGCCCAGCCGGAUGGGGACAUUUUAGUUCAGAGGGGCGGUUUGUUCUCAUCGACGCUCUCCGCUUCGGCGUGCGUUUGCUGCUACUCAGCGACAGAUACCCAUCUCAGUGCUUCUCCGGCAGCAUGCACUGGGUGCGUCGCCUGACGAGUCACCUCACUGUACUCAAGGCUCGCGUGAAGGAGCUUCUUCGGGGCCCUCUCCGCCCCGAAUUUCACAAACCACAGACCUCGAUCUGCACACACAUUUCCUGUCAGCGGGACAGGAUACGCACGAGCAGCAGCAAACGCGGGAGACGACGACCAUGCGGAAGUCGAACAGGAAAAGCCACACGCUCAGGGCUGAAGUGCAGGCCCCCGAUUUCGGCCGUCCACGGCGGCUACUGCGCCAGGGCUGACGGCGAUGAUGCUGCGCAGAGUGUCGAAAUGGCAACUCAAGCAGGACGAAAGACGCAGACGAGUAUCGAAAGCCCAAACCAACCCGACGCGAGACCACCGAGGAGCAACAAAAGCGACCUGAACAGCAGGUAUCCAGAGAACACUGCAGACGAUGAGGAUGCCGAUACGCCAAUCGAGGCCGAGACGCAAACGCCCACUCUCUGCGCGGCUUUGUCGGGUGAAAUAGCACGAAAAAGGCAACUGAGAGGGGUCGCCGGAGCAGCGAGACUCUCGCCGGCCGUUAGACGGCUGAUCGCAGUCGCCCGCCAGAGAUCGGCAGGGCCCUGUGGAAGUGAGAAGAGAAGACAAAGCCUCUCUUCGGCCUGCAGUUCGUCUCGUGAGUCCCUUUCCCCGGGUUCCUGUAGCUCCUACACACCUUCUGGUGCCUCACCUAGCCCUGAGGCCUCUUCGUCUUUGUCUCUCUCCAUUUGCCAUGCCUUCUUUUCUGGGCUCUCGCGUAAACCAUCGCGGUGUGUUUCAACACAUCCCGUCUUUCGUGGACAGUUGACGCACCCCAAACCUCAGGCAUCUCCUUCGACGCCCUCGUUCUUAAGGUUAGGCUCUUCUGCCUUGACCCCGCCGCACGCGUGCUCGUUUUGGGGAGACAGGGGCACGCGCAGACAGACGGCGGCCGUCAGGGCUCCGAUAUAUACGCCUGGUGGGCGCGGCAACCGCGGUGGCGGGGCCCGCGUGUCUUUUCUGAGAGACGCAUUAGUUGGGAUGACUAUGAAGGGCUCAGACGUAUUCAGACUGGGAAAACUGACGCAGCAGCAGAAGGCCAUUCUCGGCGCGCUGCUGCAUUCCACGCGCCUCAGCAGCCUUUUUCUUCGCUUCCUGCUGUCUCCGCUGGCGUUGUCGCAGUGCGCUCACACACGCGCUGAACCAUGGAGUGGCUCAGUGUCUCGCUCCCCAUCUUCUCGGUGUCAGAGCCCCCCGCGAUUUGGCGAAUGCAAAGACGCUGAGAUGAACGUUCUAUGCACUUGUUCCGGUGCCCAAUUGCAUGCUGCAACUGGCGAGCGUGCAGCCUGGUCUCCUCAAUUAUCGGUCUCUCUCGCUUCUUCCUCUUCCGCUCCCUCGGCAUCCUCCCUGGGCGCGUCCGGUUCCUUGCUACCUCGUUCUUCCAGGCGCCGCUCGCCUUCCUCUCGUUCCUAUGUUUCGCCGCUCCCCGCCCCGAGUCCCUGUUGGACGACGCGAUCUUCCUCGCGUCCUUCGUCGUGUGAUGCUGUUUGCAUGAGCCCGUCGUCUGCUUCCUCACCAUCCGUGGCUUCGUCGCGCGAUGAGGCGGAAAGAUACGGAACUCAGAUAGGGACGCGAGUACAGCGCGCGUGCGUAUGCCAGGGCCCCGAAACGCUAAUAGGAGCCGUGGCGACGUAUUUCAAGUUUCGCCCUCUUGCAGGCAGAGUUCUGCUUCUUUUGCUGCCGCCACGCAUUUCGGCACAGGAAGACAAAGUAUUGUUUCAGCCUCUCGGCUGGCGAGAGAACGCCCAGGCCAGCGUCGCGCGGGCGCAGACGCGGCUGACGAAGCACGGUCCGAACGACGUCCAAGGCGAAGAGGAGAGAGCACACGAGUCGACCCGCGGGUGCGCAUUCCCAGGGCAAGCACGAGAGGAACUGCAGAAGGCAAAAAGAGAAGGCGCCGGCGGAAACAGAGAGAAUGGCCCGCGCUCCGGAAGUCGCCGGCCUCCGAGCGACGAAGACACCCGCAGCCGGGCGCACGCCCAUGUCUACGCGCUUCAAAUCAGUCGUCUGUCUUUGGCGGCGUUCCCACUUGCCUCGUCUUCCUGCUCUAGCUCCUCCUCGCCUCUCGCUGCCCCCGGUCUUGCUUCGUUGUCAGCCCCCCCUGCGCCUCGGUUCUGCGCUUCCCGCUCGACUGCAUCGCCCUCCACGCCGUCGUCUUCAGCGUGUCUCUGCAUGCCCGAUACAGCCUUCGCAUCUCUCUGUGGCUUUCUAUCCGGCGACGUGCGGGCGCUUAUGCACUCGUGCAGGUUCCUUCGCUCCGCCGUUCUUUCGACAUUCGGCACUUACCAUCAGCGUCUGAAUCUCCUUAUGGUAGACAUCGACGACACACGUUUGUCUCCAUUUUCGCUUUCUCCGUCUCUUCCGCUGGUCGCUGUAAAUCGGUCUUCUUCAUCGUCGUCUCCGGCGUCGUGUCGCACUGAGGCACCGGUCUCCCCUUCGGCAUCGCCUUCUCUGCUUGUCGGGGAGCCUUCCGCAUCGACGUCCCCAGCCGCUGCUUCUACACUCCUGCCACCGACGUUUUCUUCGUUUCGCUACACACACCUUUCGCAGGCCUUCGAGCUUGACCGCGAGACGCUCUUCUAUCUGCUUAGCUUCUGGCGGGGGGCCGCGGAAGCCUGGGUGGAGCCGCGCCAGCUCGCCCAGCUGCUGGCGUGCAUGCAGAGCUUGUCAAACCUCCGUGAACUCUCGCUCUUCGCUGACGAGGCGCUUCACGAGUGCUUCUCCCAGAGCGAGUCAGAGUCAGGCUUCUUCGAAGAAGCUCUGUGGCUAUCCGACGACGAGCCCGAGGAGCCGCGACAACCCAUCCGGCGCCGAGGAGUCGGCAGGCGGCGCGUCGCAGCGGCAAGAGUGUCAGCGACGCCGACGAGGAGACGUAAACGACGCCACACGCGACUUGGAGAGACCCCAAACGCAUUCGUGAGGGUGGCCUGUACCGCGCAAAGCUGUCUGAAGUCCGGAAGCGAUGAAGGAGGCAGAGAUGAAACGGGCGAAGCCGCACUCAAACUAAGGCGGAUUCGAGUUCAUCCUCGCGAGCCCAGCUCUGGUCCAAUAAUCCCUGGUGCGCUGGGAACCGAGUCACCCACGAAGGACUCGGGCCAUACCAGUUGCCGCUCGCAAAAGCGCGGAGAAGAAACGUGGAGACACUCGCGCCCCAGGCCAAGCUUGUCGGCAGCGCUCACACCUCCUUAUCAGCACUUAGAAGUCCUCGAAGAAGUGUGCCAUCUGUCGCCUCCCCCGUCGCAUAGUUCAGACAUGGCGUGGGCUGUACCGGUGCCUACGAGGCCUCGAAAGCGACCCUGCUGCGCACCUUCCUCCUGCCUCACGGCCGAGGAGAGCGACGCAUCCGAAGCUGCCAGCGUCAACUCACACACGCGAUCUCCGUCACCGUCCAUUUCCUUUUCUUGUUGGCCUUCACGGUUCUUCACACCUUCUCCAGCUUUCGCUUCGUCGUCUGGCUCUCUGUCGUCAAGCGCGGCGUGGCUCGCUGCCUCUCAAUCUGCCUCUGUAGGCCGGUCGGGCCUGUAUGGUCAGCGGGCGGUGGAGGCGUGCGUCGCGGCGUUUGUGUCUCUCUGCGCUCGCAGUGGGAAAACGCUAGAGGCGUUUUACUCCUCGGUCAAACUCCUGAACGUGCUUCCACAAGGAGCGCUUUCCGAGCUUCCGGUCCUUCUGUUACCCAGGCUCACGACCGUGGAGGGCUCGCCAGCGACAGCCUUCCCCUUUGUCUCCUCGUCCCUCCGGUUCGUCAGUCUCUACGGCGCAGAGACACUCGCGGGCGCAGUAGAGAGCCGCGCCCCUUCGCCGCCUGUCUCCGCUGGGCCCAAAGGUUCGGUUCCCUCGCGCGGCCGCUCCGCUGGGGGACUGCAGACCCCGCCGGGGGCCUUGGAGAGGGAAUCGGUCAUGCGCAGUGCGCUCCACGUGGAAAGGGAGGCUUGCGGCAAGGAAUGGGCGUUGAGCGACGGAGCGGAAACAAGGCAACGCGAGACCGCAGAACGCGAGGACUGGGGAGCUGGAGAGGAGAACGAAACAUCGGGAAGACGCGAUUCUGUCGGUGAGGCAUGCCUCGACACGCACGCGGCCUCGCCCUCUAGAGCUAGAGGCGAACGAGAACUUUACGAAGAAGCUGAACGGGCGCGAAGCGGACUGUCAGGCGUUCGCCAUACACACGAGUCAGGAGGCAAGGAGAUAAGCUGUUGGAGCCUUCAUGACGCGUACCUGAGUCUGUCCGUCUGGCGCAGUCGAGCGUCCAUCUCGACGCUUCUCUGCGAAGGCCUCAGGCUGAGCUUUCCGCAAGCGGAGGAUCCGCUAGGGGAGUGUUUGAGGCAUCCUGGCCUCGCAUCCGGAGGGGGCGCGGGCGGCGAGACGCGGAGGCCCUUAGAAACCCCCAAAGAUCAAGCACGCGACAGACAUCGGGAAGACGAUGUGAACGACGGGCAACAAGACUGCCGAGAAGGCAACGUAAGAACAGGGGCAACUCCAACCGACUCAGGCUUCGGCUUCGAGACGUUGACCUUCUCUCUUCCGUGUUCGCAUUCUUGGGAUGAGGCUCAGAGAGAUGCCUCAACUCCGAACCAACCGUUGUCAUCUUUGCCGUGUGACAUGUGGAGCGCUCCGUCGUUGCCUUCGGCGCCACCCUUCUUGCCCGAUGCCGGUGGUGCGUGGCUCCAGCGACAGUGGCCUCGUGCGAAUCGAUUUUCUUCACCUUUCGCUUCCUCUAGAAUUUCCUCGUCUACGACUCCCCAUUGCACGUCAUCCGCUGCCUUGUCGCCCUCGUCUCCCGUCUGCAGCAUUCCGCCGCUCCAUGUCUUCCAUUUUCCGCGCUUGACUCGCCUGCGGCUGCUGACCAUUGUGCAGUGCUUUUUGGUGCUCCCGCAACUCGAGGCUGCAGCGUUUGCGGUGGAAGGUCACGUCUGCUUGGUUUCGCCGCAGGGCCGCGGAAAGCCCAGAAGACCUCAAGAGGCGUCGCCGCUAGUCGUGGAGCUUCACGGCGCAGCGGAGGACAGCCGCUUCGGCCGGGCGAACUCCUUCACGUGGAUCGGCCGCCCAGGGAAAGACGAAAAACGGCGCGAGGCAGAGACGGGCGGAGGAAUGCCCGCAGAAAACCAGAAUGAGGCGGAAAGAGCGAGCCCACAAAGUGGGCUAGUCGCACAGAAAUCCCGGGGAAAAACUGUGCGAGCAGAGGAGUUUCCAAAAGGCAGGAACAUGCUGCGUGACCCCCAGAAGGAGGACCGGCAAGGCGCCGAGCGCGGGCGAGAGGCACCGCGGGCGCAGGACGCCAAUGGCGAAACAGACAAGCGGCAACGAAGGCACGCCGGAGACGACACCUGUAAACGCACCUCCGGUGGGCUUGAGAAGGAAAUAGAGCCGCAAGAAAGGCUUGUAAUGCCCGACGAGGAUGCGCCCUCUUCUAAGAGCUACGAAGGCCCAGACACGCCGAGGCUCUGCGCCUGCCACGCCCUUCCUCCUGCUGAAUCCCCUUCACGCCACUGGGCGACGUGUACUGGCGUGCGCCUCGUGCUGUCUUCGCCGUCUGCCCUGUUGCCUUCCGCGUGUUCAUCGUGGAGCAAGAUGGGAUCGGUUACCGUGGUGGGGCUGCCGCUCUGUUUGCUGCACUUCGCCUGUCCUCUCUUCUCGACAGAAAUACUCGCUGAGCGCCUUGCAGCGGUGCAGGUGGACAUGCCCGAGGGCGUGUCGACAGCCACAGUCGCCACGACGCUCAUCGCGCACUACCCGUACCGCAGAAGCAGAGACACAGAACGAAUGCCUCCACCUCGCUUGGAGAUCUGCGAACUCGGCGAAACCCGAGGAGAGCGACUCGGCGUCAGGACGCUCGCGCGGGCCGCUUGGAAAAAGAGACGAGAGGAUGGGCAGCGCGCGGGUGGGGGAGACUCUGAGGAAGAAAAGGGUGUUUGGGAGGGAAGCAACGGAGCGGCACGUGAAUCCGCCAAGGCGUCGUGGAAAGGCUCCAUAGAAGGCCGUGCAGACCAGGAGAAGGGAGAGGCAGAUUCUGAAGGAGCCGAAUUCGAAGAAGGUGGAGUCUUUGAAGGCGGACACAAGGAAGGCAACGCACACGCCGUGGGAGAUCAAGAGCGAGGAGGAAGCAGUGAGGAUAGAAACCAUAAGAAACCAGAGGGAGGCGACGAAGAAGCCAGAGCACGCCUUGAAGCGCUGACGCGAGGCGACAGAGGAGUGCCUGGCGCGGGUUCGCCGAACCCGUUUCCAGCGACACUUGAAGCGUCCAGCAGGGAGGCAGAAAACGCAGCGGACAGAAGAGAAGAAGGAUGCAAGGGCUCGCCGCCACUGCCAUUGGACGCUGACAGAUCGGUGCCUUCUCCACCUCCGCCUGCGGAGAAGCCCGCGACAGGGGACGACCGACAGUGCCUAGAAGAGACACGAAUGCUGAGCUCCAUCCAGAAGAGCACCCGCUGCACAAGACGCCAACGUGUGUGGAGUCACAUCACCUUUCGAGGCUCGAUUGCCUCCGGGGGGCUUCCCUGCUUGGUCUGUCGGACAUGCCGAGUUGAAAAGCAAACGCACCGGUGUCGCUUUCGCGAGAGGCUGCUUCCCGACGAUGUCGUCGCGCUUCUCAACUCCGCCGACUCCUGCUCGUUCCAGGAAAUUCAACUCGCAGACAUCCUUUGCCGUUUCUUUCCUUUCCCUUCUACUUGUUCAUCUGCUACUUCCGUUCCAGCUUCCAAUUCUUCUCGCCUCUAUUCGUUGCCACCCUCCCCCUCUACUGCAGGUAUCGACACGCGUCAUUCAUCUGUGUACUCCUUCGCGCCGGUUGCGCUCUCUCCCAACGUCUCUGCUUCCGCUGGCGGCACUGCUGCCCCCGUCUCGACUCCGCCACCGGGUCCUGGACUCUCUUCGCUGCCCAGCGAGUGCGACGCUGCGCCUUUGACUGCGCUCGCCAGUGUCAGCGCUUCUUCCGCCUGUUGCCAUACGCAAACUCCGCCGCGCCUGUCUUCACCGGAGGCCGCACUAGCCGCCUCGUCGCCGAUUUGCUCGGAUCGCAUCUUGUGUCUUCCGCCUUUGUUCGACGCCGGUUUGCCGCCGUGCCCCAGCUUCGCGCCGCCGUCGGCUCGCGCUUGUUUGCGGGAGUCUGCGUUCGCGUCUAUGUCGCGUCUGCCGCGUUCUCUUUCUCCGUCGUCCUUCUCACCCGCCCUGGCCCCGUUCAUCCCUCCAGCGGCGUCUCCCUUCGCGUCGGAUACGGCCUCUUCACGACUCUCGCCUGGUGUCGUCUCGACAGCAGAUCCGCUCUCACCUUCGGGGGGGUGGUUCGAUGCCUCUCUCGUUGCGCGCGAACACCACGAAAGCCCCUCCACGCGCUCGGAGGCAGCCUCCAGCGCUGCGCAGACGGCCGGCUUCUCCGCGUUUGCCUGUCCACGUUUCGCGACCCCUUCACCGCCUUCCUCCAGCCCUUUGUGCUUUGCGUCAGGACGGGCGCCUCGCGGGCCUUCGCGGACACCAGCUCCUGAGUCGUUCUCGGGCCCCCCGUCUCCUCCCUUCGCUGCGUCGAUUUGCGCGUCUGGACAAUCGCCUCAUCAGCGUUCGCUGCCGCAGAGCAUGCCGCGCCUGGAGGCAGAUGCCCGACACGAAGGCGAGAAAGAUACGUGCGACCCGCGGGAGGUCUGCGUGACCCUGUGGGGACUCUUCUGGGGCGAAGUAGCGGAAAAACUCAAAAAGACGCAUCGCGUUCGCUGGCGUAGAGUCGAAUCGACGACACUCAGCGCGGACUGUCUUCUGCGUGACGAGUGA
Messenger RNA from Besnoitia besnoiti, 9750 nucleotides. RefSeq lists its product as uncharacterized. The transcript has a single exon. The record is from RefSeq and is a predicted model, not a curated record. The coding region runs from base 1 to 9750 and encodes 3249 amino acids. Lineage: Eukaryota; Apicomplexa; Conoidasida; Eucoccidiorida; Sarcocystidae.